UCUUGCAUGAGCUCCAGCAGCUGAGGCAUGAGGUACGGGUCGUGUCCGAGAGGCUGGAUGAAAUUGAGCCUCUCGACAGGACCCGUGCAGUGUCUCAGCCUGCCCUGUCGACGGUGCCUCCAGUUCUUCCUCGGCUACCUGCCGACAAUAUUGAAGAAUUGGAGGCAGCAGAGGCAGCCGUGCAGGAUGAGGCUGUGGCUGCCACCUUGCGCAAGCACCUCCUGCAAAUAGGAGGGAAGUCGCUGCGCGAGGUGGCAUCGAAUGCCAUGAAGGCUGUAAUGGCACACCCCGUCCAAGUGCUUUACAGCCUUCAUGGCAGGAAGGGGAAGAGGGCUUUCGUAAAUCUGAAGUUAUGCCGGAUAGUCACAGAUGUCAUCUGUGCAAAAGGGGGGGCCGACCUGACAGAAGCUCAGGGCUUCAUUAAGAGGUGGUUGCCAGGGUCUGUGGACAGGGGUGGUGGCAGGAAGAGGCGUUUUGCAGAAACGUUAGCAGCAGAGCAGCCCGAUGAUCCCUCCCUUCGAGGCAGGGAUCAUUGCCUGCCCACUGCUGCCCUCUCCCUGCCCCACCCUUGGCCUCAGGGCCCUGGCCAGUCCACCGUUGGCCCCUCCUGUCCGGCUGCCCAUGCUCCUUCCCCUGCUGCAGCCCCUGCUCCUGCCGCUCCUCCUGCCCCUGCUCCUGCCGCUCCUCCUGCCCCUGCUCCUACCGCUCCUCCUGCCCCUGCGCCUGCCCCUCCUACUGCCCUUGCUCCUGCUGCUCCCCCUGCCCCUCUAUGCAUCGGUUGA
Molecule: messenger RNA, 782 nt
Organism: Dermacentor silvarum
Lineage: Eukaryota; Metazoa; Arthropoda; Arachnida; Ixodida; Ixodidae
Product: cyclin-dependent kinase inhibitor 1C-like
Exons: 3
Coding region: 267-782 (171 amino acids)
Source: RefSeq, a predicted model, not a curated record